AUGCCUCCACGAAAUAACCCUGUCCCCAAUGCCGUUCGCCUCUUCAACUGCGCCAUAUGCGACAAGGGCUAUCCUCGCCAGCUUGACUAUGAAAACCACCUCCGCUCCUACGAUCACAACCACAGGCAACGCUUGGCCGACAUGAAGAAGUUGACCGCCAACAACGACAGCGAGGGCAACAAGCCCAAGCAAGGGCUCGACAUGCGCACCAUCAACGUUGAGGAUGCGAACAAGAAGCCUGGAGUGGGUAGUCGAUUUACGAAGAUCGGUGGGGGAGCAGCAGCGAGUGGCAGUAGGUUCAAGAAGGUUGGUGUUGCUGUUGGGAAGGAGGCAGAGAAGAAGGAGGCAGACAAGGAAGAGGAGGAGCCUGUUGUCCAGAGCGUGGAAGUUGACGUUGCAAAUGUCAGACAUGGGGAGAAGGAAAGUGCGACUGAAGCUGCUUCGCACCAGGUAGGGGAGGCACAGAAAGAGGUUCUGGCCACGAAGAGUGAGGGAGGGGAAGAAGAUGGAGAUGAAGAUAUCACGUGGGAAAAAUACGAUUUCACUAAACCGACUGGGUGUGAUCAUCAGAGCUGCCCUGGCUGCAAGACAGAUGGUAUAUGGAAUGGCGACACUUUUGCUGCCCUCCAAAGUCCAUGUCUGAAGCCUGGCCUCAGAUAUACAAGUACCCUUGCCAGUCUACACCUCCUCAAACACCUGGCCAUCAUAUCGGAUCGCUGCCAACAAAUUUCUGGCCACAAUCCUCCAUAUAUCAUCUCGAACAUCUAUACACCGCGCAUGACACCCCACCUACCCAAAUAUGUCGUCUUCCACGAAUGA
Molecule: messenger RNA, 819 nt
Organism: Plenodomus lingam JN3
Lineage: Eukaryota; Fungi; Ascomycota; Dothideomycetes; Pleosporales; Leptosphaeriaceae
Source: RefSeq, a predicted model, not a curated record